AUGAUAAAACAUAACAACAAAAUAGUACCAACAAUUCCAGUGAUGAUUCAAAUGAUGACUCCAAUGACAAAUUAUACUAGAGCUAUAGAAAAAAAACACUUAUUAAAAAAAAGUGAAAAUAUACCAAACACAACAAUGAAAUACAACAACAAAAUAGUACCAACAACUCUAGUAAUAAUUCAAAUAAUGAUUCCAAUAACUAAUUACACUAGAGCUAUAGGAAAAAAAAAACUAGUAGUAAAGAAAAUACAACAAAACAGCACUAGCAAUUUCAGUGAUUAUUUGAAUGACAACUCUAGUGAUAAAAUUACCUAG
Dentiscutata erythropus is the source of this 315-nucleotide messenger RNA. The record is from the annotation of a GenBank genome assembly. NCBI's taxonomy places the organism in Eukaryota, Fungi, Glomeromycota, Glomeromycetes, Diversisporales, Gigasporaceae.